AUGGGUAUUUGCUGUGGCAAGACUCAAUACGUUCAAUCCAGAGACUAUGAGAAAAAAAAGGAAUAUGAAUCCAGUUUGAGCUGGCUGGAUACGCCGUCAACAUCGUCUGCCAGUGAUAAACAAAAUACCCGUUAUGACGAACCUGAUGAUAGUCUGAUUAAACAGGGUUCUUUGAACAAGGUUACCUCAAAAUCAUCCAACACUUCGUCAAGCAUAAUCUCGAAUAUCAAAUCAUCAUCAACAGAGCUGUGUUACAAGGAAUCUCAAGUCAMUGAUGAAUCCAUUGAACGGAAAACAAGCUCGACAGCUAACAGAMAUCCAMGCAACAUAAGUUUGCUUAUCAAAUUCAAACCAGGAUGCGAYAGCAUUGCAUCUCCUUUAAGCCAAACAAGUCUUCAAUCUGAAAUCGACAAAGCAAUAGAAAGGAUUACAAAAAUGGAUUCUGUUUGCAGUUUUUUUGAAAAGCAAAUGCACUCAUGUCUCAACAUGUCAGGCGACAAUCUUGAAGGUCAUUCACUUCUGGAUUUGAGGCUAUCGGAUGUCACGUUGCACGACACGGAUGCCGAUUCUCAAGCCGAUAUGAAGGAGAAUGUAAAACUUUUGMUAAACACUCUUGAUGAAGAGUCAGUUGAUGAGAUGACGUCAGGAGAAUCAGASACUUUGUCAUUAUCGMCCAGCGAAAGUUCAGAAACAGGUUCCUAUUUUCAACUGUCCAAAGACAUUAAGAAGGUCAUUCAGAAGUACAAAACCGAGAUGCCUUUCUGUCAAAUUGAUCAWGRCGAAUCUCGUGCUAACUCUAAUAUUGAAUCUCUGACAUUUACACACGAAGGUGGUGGAAAUGGCACAAACCAAUGUUCAAACAUUUGCUCCUACCUUCGAAUGUACAAGGAUGAAGCGGAAGCGGACGAAAAAGCUGUACAGGUCCAAGACGUUUUCUCAGGUGACCCUCCUCAGGAUUCGUCUAUUGAUWUGUACAAAAUUGAUGAUUGGCUUAAAGAUCUUAAGAAUAACCAUCAUUGGGUAAUACCAAAGUUAAAGUCAUAUUAUGACUUAGAAUGUGGCUUCAAAACGAGCUACAGCAUGGGCUUGGAGUCGGAACUGACAUCACCAACUGGAUUCUCUYUUGACAUKCGUGAAGAAUUUGACGCAUGUAUGGAAAUAUUACGACUUGAGCAGUCACUUUCCUACAUGAAGCUCGAUGACAUCUGYUCUUGCAGCGUGUUUGACUUGCAGAACAGGAUCAGGAAAUGUAUGGAUGCAAAGCCAAUACCACCUGGUAGAUCUUCAACUUUGUCUCCACAACGUAAAGGAUCUGGAAACUCGUCCGAUUCAACACUAUCCAGUUGUUCUUCCUACUAUCAUAAACAUGCAGAUAUGGAGGUUACCUCGCCAYCCUCUUCUGGAACCUCAUCACCCAGUGAUUCGUUUGAUUAUGAGAUGCAAAAAGAGUUUGACGCUUGCAUGGAGAUCWUAAGACUUGAACAAUCACUCUCUUACAUUAAACUCCAGGAAAUUUGUUCCUGUUGCAAGUAUACUCUUCCAAAGUAGUUAUAUGAAUGCGUUAUUAUUCAUGGGAUACAAGUAAAAUGAG
Exaiptasia diaphana is the source of this 1591-nucleotide messenger RNA. RefSeq lists its product as uncharacterized. The transcript is spliced from 5 exons. The record is from RefSeq and is a predicted model, not a curated record. Lineage: Eukaryota; Metazoa; Cnidaria; Anthozoa; Actiniaria; Aiptasiidae. The coding region runs from base 1 to 1548 and encodes 515 amino acids.